Messenger RNA from Nanorana parkeri, 2902 nucleotides. RefSeq names its product Rho related BTB domain containing 1 (gene RHOBTB1). Gene Ontology annotation, biological process: small GTPase-mediated signal transduction. The transcript is spliced from 10 exons. The record is from RefSeq and is a predicted model, not a curated record. The coding region runs from base 215 to 2296 and encodes 693 amino acids. Gene Ontology annotation, molecular function: GTPase activity; protein binding; GTP binding. Lineage: Eukaryota; Metazoa; Chordata; Amphibia; Anura; Dicroglossidae.
CGGAGAUGGAGAGAUGGGUGACAUCGGCCCUUAAGAUGGAUAGGAGUAAGGACUGUCAUUGCGAAGAGGGAAGACAAUGAGCAAACUUCUGCCUGCUCCCAGCCUGAGAGCUCCGACCCUGCCGCCGGCGUGCACCGGACAACAAUAGCGAGCUGGAGGCUCGGAGAUAACGAUAGAUCCGGGGGAGCAAGAAGGACACGGCAGGUCUGCAUAAAUGGACACUGAUAUGGACUACGAACGACCCAAUGUGGAAACCAUAAAGUGUGUGGUCGUGGGAGACAAUGCAGUGGGCAAGACACGGCUCAUCUGCGCAAGGGCAUGCAACACCACCUUAACGCAGUACCAACUCCUGGCCACCCAUGUACCCACAGUAUGGGCAAUUGACCAGUACCGAGUCUGCCAAGAGGUCCUCGAGCGCUCCCGGGAUGUAGUCGAUGAAGUGAGUGUUUCGCUUAGGCUGUGGGACACCUUUGGAGACCAUCACAAGGACAGACGUUUUGCCUAUGGACGAUCUGAUGUGGUUGUGCUGUGCUUCUCAAUCGCAAAUCCCAACUCCCUAAAUCAUGUAAAAACCAUGUGGGCUCAGGAGAUAAAGCAUUUCUGUCCUCGCACCCCUGUCAUACUGGUUGGCUGCCAGCUGGACCUGCGAUACGCCGAUCUUGAAGCAGUUAAUAGGGCAAGACGACCACUGGCCAGACCUAUAAAAAGGGUGGACAUCUUGCCACCAGAAAAAGGACGAGAAGUUGCGAAGGAACUUGGUAUUCCAUAUUAUGAAACCAGUGUUUUUGAUCAGUUUGGGAUAAAGGAUGUUUUUGACAAUGCAAUUAGAGCAGCUUUGAUCUCCAGAAGACAUCUCCAGUUUUGGAAGUCUCAUCUAAAAAGAGUUCAGAAACCUUUUCUUCAAGCGCCAUUUCUUCCCCCCAAAUCACCGCCACCAGUUAUUAAAAUCCCUGAAACCAGUGAGUCUACCAUGAAUGAUGCUGGAGAUUUGCUGGACAACCCAUUGUGUGCAGAUAUUAUGUUUGUCCUUCGGGACCAAAAACAGAUCUUCGCUCAUAAAAUUUACCUUGCUACCUCCUCCUCAAAAUUUUAUGACCUUUUUUUAAUGGAAUACGAACAGUCCCAGAAUUCUGCUGACCGACACUGCAAGAAAGAAAAGCCUACCAAGGACUUGCUAAUGCGGACAUUAAGUCUUGAUACAGAUGAGGACACAGAUGGGGCUUCCUUGAAACCUUCAAAUGCCUGUCUUCGGAUAUCAAGAAGUGAUGAUACCUUACUCACUACAGACUGUGAAGGAGAAAGUUGUGUUGCACUGUCAACAUGGAGCAAAGGCUUUCUCAGCAUGCAUCAAGAAUCGAUGGUCAAUCCAAUUUCAAACAGGACUUGUCCAAUGACUGUGGUCCGAAUGGACUCUUCUAUACAGUAUGGGCCUUUUAAGACUGUGCUACGGUUUCUGUACACAGGACAGUUAGAUGAAAAUGAGAAAGGUUUGAUGCGAGUGGCACAAAUUGCAGAAAUCCUGGAAGUAUUUGACUUGAGGAUGAUGGUAGAAAACAUUACAAACAAAGAAGCCUUUAUGAACCAGGAGAUCACAAAAGCAUUCCACGUCAGAAAAGCAAAUCGAAUCAAGGAAUGUCUUUCCAAGGCAACCUUUUCUGAUGUGACUUUUAAAUUGGACGAUGGAAGCAUGAGUGCCCAUAAGCCACUUUUAAUCUGCAGCUGUGAAUGGAUGUCUGCAAUGUUCGGAGGUUCAUUUGUAGAAAGUGCAAAUAAUGAGGUCAUACUUCCUAAUGUAAGCAAAUCAUCAAUGCAAGCCGUCUUAGACUAUCUGUAUACGAAGCAGCUGUCAUGCACACCAGAGAUGGAUCCACUGGAGCUGAUUGCAUUGGCCAACAGAAUCUGCCUUCCACAUUUGGUCGCACUUACAGAACAGCAUUCUGUGCAAGAGCUGACCAAAGCUGCAAUGAAUGGGCUGGAUAUUGAUUAUGAAGUGCUGACUUAUCUGGAAUUGGCUCAGUUUCACAAUGCACAUCAGUUGGCUGCCUGGUGCCUGCACCACAUCUGCACGAAUUAUAAUAGCGUUUGCUCCAAGUUCCGCAAAGAAAUCAAAGCAAAAUCUGCUGAAAAUCAGGAAUAUUUUGAAAGACAGCGAUGGCCACCAGUUUGGUACCUGAAAGAAGAAGACCACUACCAGCGAGUAAAGAAGGAAAGGGAGAAGGAAGACAGUGUCCUUAAUAAACACCGGUCAAAACGCAAGUGGUGCUUCUGGAGCAACUCCUCAGCGGCCUUUGCCUAAGCAAUGACUUCAUUGCAGACUUGAAAAACACAUGUGUAUGAAUAUUGUCUUAAUGUUCAAACAAGCUGUACAGUAGUUACCUUUUUGAAGCACUGAUUUCAAUCCACGUGUGUGCAUUUAAUGUUUUUAUAAGAUCAAAGCACAAUUCACUUCAAGCAGGUCAAAAAGCUUGUUACCUUCAGCUGGAAGUGGGUCCACACAGACCCCAUGUGUCACUGAAAAUGUUUAAGGCAUAGAUAGGCAUUAAAAAAAAAAUGACACUAAAUACAGGGAUCUCUAAUUGUGGAGCAAAUAAGCCAAUACAAGGACAAGUGCUUAUGCAUUAUAUUGCUAUAUUGCAGAGCGCAAGCUCCAUCUGUUCUCUGCUCGUACUGUGUUCCUAAAAGUUGGGAUCAAAGUUGUGUAGUAUACAGGAUAGUGUCUCACGUUAACCUCUGUCUAGGACAAUCAUGUUCAAAGCUGUAUGUACUUAUGUUACUGCUUAAAACCCAGCUCUUGAAAAUCAAAGAGAAUCUUCACAUUCAGGUAUUUUUGAAAUUAAUAAUUAGCCUGCAUGUUCUUUGUGAUCAGCAGUUAUAGCAAUGCAAAAGUUGCCUGUGCCGCUUA